GUAGUAGCGGAAGAGACGUGGCACAUAAACAGAAGAGCUUUUGGAGACGCCUCUUAUGUGAAUUUGACAAGGAAAGCUAAGUGACUAAGUGACAGUUAUACAGCAUUGCCUGAAACGAAUGGGACUUCAGUGAAGUCUGUGUGUCAGGUGGUUAUGGGUCUUUGCAAGUGUCCGAAGAGAAAGGUGACCAAUUUAUUCUGCUUCGAGCAUCGUGUAAAUGUGUGCGAGCACUGCCUUGUCUCCAACCACAACAAGUGUAUUGUGCAGUCAUAUUUGCAAUGGCUUCAGGAUAGCGAUUACAACCCCAUCUGUGCUCUGUGUAAUAAUCCUCUGACUCUUCAAGACACAGUCAGACUGGUCUGCUAUGAUGUGUUCCACUGGUCCUGUCUUAAUAACCUGGCAUCUCAGCUGCCCCUCCACACAGCCCCAGCAGGAUACCAGUGUCCUACCUGUCAGGGUCCAGUGUUUCCCCCUUCAAACCUGGCCAGCCCAGUUGCUGAUGUGUUGAAAGAACAGCUUUCAUCUGUUAACUGGGCUAGAGCUGGUUUAGGCCUGCCACUGAUUGAAGAGGCCAGUAAGGUACUCGAAGAGACCAUAGCUAAUGAUGUCACAGAUUAUACUGACUGGUCAACAUUUGAUGCACAAGAACAAAGUAGCAUAUACCCUAGCCACUCAUACAAGACCAGUCUCAGCCUACCACCAAAUUCUGUCUCACCCCCAAGACAGGAAGACCUUGGAGGUCCUCGUAAAAAUGGGGAUCCAAGCAUGCAGGAACACUCGGUGAUCAAUUUCACUACUGCCACCACCACCAGUGACACAAUUACUAUAAACACAGCAUCAUCACCAAGAAAAAUCUAUGACACACGGGACAUUGGUAACAGUUCUGUCACACAGAUUGACUUCGAUGAUGACAAGUACAGGCGACGACCAGCGUUAAGCUGGUUUGCACAGAUUCUCAAGAACCGCACAGUUGGAAAACGGACAUCUCUGUCCUGGAAACAGCGGGUCUUCAUGCUUCUUCUGGUCGGAGUUCUGGGAUUCUUUACCUUGAUAAUCAUCAUGGCUAAACUUGGACGUGCCUCAGCUGGGUCAGACCCAAAUUUAGAUCCUCUUCUUAACCCCAACAUUCGUGUGGGGAAAAACUGAUAAAAAGCAUUGAUUCCUUCUUUUAUUUUUGUUUUACACAACUUAAGCAUGUGUAGAACAAGCAGAAAUGGGACUUUCCAAUACUUGGUUGGCCCAACAGAGGGAGCUGCUUACCCAACUUGAAAGGAAAAGAGAAAAGAGCCACUGCACCUUUUAGAAUGGCGGCAGUCCCCUUUUCCAUUCAUUUCCAUCUUUUACAGACCAUAAAAAUAUUUCAUAGUAUUCAGGAGGUUUCCUGUGAUCCAAAAAAGCAACUUCUGUAACUAAAGAAACACUGUUGUUGGAAGAGCAUUAUUCUCUGGCAAAAAUGUCAGACUGUAUAUGAUCAGCAACAAAAUGUUCAGUGAUAUUUAUACAGUUAUAAACUGAUUCAACUUGCUGAUUUGAAUUGUGUUUCUCCUAUAGCGAAGAGGUGGCCCUCACAACUGGAAACCUACAUCUCCCUCAGAUAGUUAAUACACAGCUAAUUAUGAGGGUCUGUAUUAUGAAAUUGAGUGCAUUGCUUUUAGGUUUUCCAUACAUAACUGUGUGUAGAUUUUUCUGUUUUUUUCCAGCCUCUUCUUUUUGUCUAUUAAAUGGAAAUGCUACAGGUUUUCAGCAUUUUGAUGCUCUUUCAAGUUCAUGCUUUGUGACCAAUACCUAAUGCUGGAUUUAGGCAAAAUCGAGAGUAUAUUAAUACUCGAAUAUAUUAGAAAAACUUGUAGUAUUAUUACACAUUUGAGUACAAUAGCUCAAAAGUUCAGUUAUUCUAUUGCCCAUUUCUCAACAAGCUGCUUAUUGAUGCUAUUACAGUAAAUUGCUCCUCUUCCUUUGAACACAAUAUUGUACUAAAGUGAUGUUUAAUACUUUUUCAAAAUCAUACAAGGACCACACAGACCACCCUGGUACACUAAACUCUGACCAUCUUUGAAUAAUUACAGUGGUGUGCUGUAAAUAAAAGCUCACAUGUAAUUACACGUUUUGUGUGUAUGUGACUUUUAUCUGCAAUCAAGCUCUGUUAACGAGUUAUGAGUAACAAAAGCAUGGAUCAUCGUGAGAUGGAUACGUGUAGCAAUGCGUCAUUUGAAUUCAAAGUUCUUGUUUUGUGAAAAUGCAGUGCUGCUUGAAUUUCUGGCUAAAAAUAUUUUAAAUGAUCAAAUUGACAACUUUAUCAAACUUUGCAGUGGUGAAAUCCAGAUAACAGAGGAAAAAAAAAAUAAGAUGGACAAAAUUGUUUACUUAAAUGUAAAUUACAGAUUUCAUUUUAAAAAAUGUGCAUAAUAUCACAUUGUCAUAUCCUGUACAUAAACAAUUCUUGCACAAAGGGUGAAGAAUGGACUCUAAAUAGAGACAAGUAUGUCAUAGCCAUAGAGGCUGGAGGGGGAGAUCCUCUAAACUUGUCCCAAAGAUCAUGUACUUUUUCACAAAGAGGCA
Molecule: messenger RNA, 2559 nt
Organism: Monopterus albus (swamp eel)
Lineage: Eukaryota; Metazoa; Chordata; Actinopteri; Synbranchiformes; Synbranchidae
Gene: zfpl1
Product: zinc finger protein-like 1
Exons: 8
Coding region: 154-1146 (330 amino acids)
Cellular component (GO): Golgi apparatus
Source: RefSeq, a predicted model, not a curated record